Molecule: messenger RNA, 1017 nt
Organism: Kazachstania africana CBS 2517
Lineage: Eukaryota; Fungi; Ascomycota; Saccharomycetes; Saccharomycetales; Saccharomycetaceae
Gene: SPO11
Product: DNA topoisomerase (ATP-hydrolyzing)
Exons: 1
Coding region: 1-1017 (338 amino acids)
Biological process (GO): reciprocal meiotic recombination; meiotic DNA double-strand break processing; meiotic DNA double-strand break formation
Cellular component (GO): nuclear chromosome
Molecular function (GO): ATP binding; DNA topoisomerase type II (double strand cut, ATP-hydrolyzing) activity; DNA binding
Source: RefSeq, a predicted model, not a curated record
AUGACAAUAAGUCUGAGCAAUCUACUUAAGGAUAAUCCCACUAAAAGAUGUCUGAUCGAAACGCUAACGCCUAAGAAGAGAUCCGUCCAUAUUGACCUUGAAAACUCGAUCACUGACAUCUUCAAUUUGAUCAGUAAUUGUUUGCAGAUAAACAAUGAGCCAGUCGAUAUAGUCUUUAAGACAGGUAAAAUGAAGAAUACGCUUAGUUUUCCCGUGUAUGGUAAGGCCAGCAGGUCUCACAAUUCGAAUACUGUGUUGAUUCUAUUGACGCUAUUGAAAAUAAUCAAUGAAAGAGCCACCACAAACACGACAAGUACUAUCAGGGAUGUAUACUAUUCUAAUGUCCCACUUUUCAAAACACAACGUACUGUAAACUACUACGUAAAUAUAAUUAGACUGAAUUUUCCUGGAAUGAAUAGUGUCAUUCCUGCUCAAAAAGGUCUGGUUUAUACGAGUGCCACGAUGGAAAUCUAUCACGCUGACGGUAGCAAAAUGAUGCUAAUGGGCGGUACAUCAAGCCUCAUACCAUAUCUGUACGAAACUAGUACGAUAGCUUGCGCAGUGGCAGAUUUCGAUAAAAUUAUAAUCUUAGAGAAGGAGGCCGUUUACAGCAAACUGGUCCAGAAUAAACUCAUGCUCAAUUCUCUGAUAAUUACAGGCAAAGGAUAUCCCGACCAUCUAACAAGAAAGUUCAUUAACAAGGUCUCACAUCUAUGUUCUGAUAUCGAAAUCUUUGUAGAUGCAGAUCCCGAUGGUAUAUGCAUCGCUCUAAAUUACAUGAAAGAUUGCCCUAUGGCCCAAUACAAGGGUAUAACCGUCGCAGCGCUCAUCAACACCAAAGAUGAAGACAAUCUCAUGAAACUCACUCCAAGAGAUUCGACCAUCUCAAGAAAUCUAUUAGUCAAAUUGCAACGUCUCACUUCACACCAAAAAGGUCUGCCGGGAAUAAAAUUGGCGCUUCAACGACAUUUAUUUUUUGGUGUCAAAGGUGAAAUGAACAGCAUGCUGCUGAGAUAA